Molecule: messenger RNA, 2202 nt
Organism: Eublepharis macularius
Lineage: Eukaryota; Metazoa; Chordata; Lepidosauria; Squamata; Eublepharidae
Gene: ASMTL
Product: acetylserotonin O-methyltransferase like
Exons: 13
Coding region: 150-2048 (632 amino acids)
Molecular function (GO): nucleoside triphosphate diphosphatase activity; O-methyltransferase activity
Source: RefSeq, a predicted model, not a curated record
AGGACAGCUGUUCGACAUCACCCCUCCGUUCUCCCGUGUGUGCUGCCAUAAAAGAACCGCACGGCCGCUGGGGCUCUAGACUUGUGCGUUCGGUUCCUCCCCUCUUAGCAACAACAGCACCAGCAGCCGGCGGCGCCGCCGCCGCCGCCAUGGCGCUGAACCCGGUUAUUGGGAAGCUGGUCAGCAAGCGAGUGGUGCUGGCCAGCGCCUCUCCGCGCAGGCAGGAGAUUCUCGCUAACGCGGGUCUUCGAUUUGAAGUUGUUCCUUCCUGGUUCAAAGAAACACUUGAGAAGUCAUCUUUUGCAGCUCCUUAUGAAUAUGCUGUAGAAACUGCAAAACAAAAAGCACUGGAAGUGGCUAACAGGAUGCACCUAAAACAUCUUAGAACACCAGAUGUAGUUAUAGGAGCAGACACUAUAGUCACUAUAGAAGAACAGAUCUUGGAGAAACCAGUGGAUAAGCAAGAUGCUUAUAAGAUGCUUUCAAGGCUGAGCGGGAAGGAACACAGUGUCUUCACAGGUGUUGCCAUUGUUCAUUGCAGCAGUAAAGGUUUUGCUUUUCUAGAUAAUCGACUAGAGACUGAAGUAACAGAUUUUUAUGAAGAGACAAAAGUUAAGUUUGCUGAACUCUCUGAGGAACUCUUGUGGGACUAUAUCCACAGCGGAGAGCCAAUGGACAAAGCUGGUGGAUAUGGGAUCCAGGCUCUUGGGGGAAUGUUAGUCGAAUAUGUUCAUGGAGAUUUCUUGAAUGUGGUAGGAUUUCCUCUGAAUCGUUUCUGCAAAAAGUUAGCAGAAUUAUAUUAUCCACCCCCAAAACACACCAUCCACCAUAUAAAGCAUGACUCUAUCCCUUCAGUAGAGACCUUUGAGAUCUCAAGCGAUGGGGAAUGUAACUCUUCAGAUAAUACAUCAUGCAAAAGUGCUAAGAAACAAAACAGCAGUGAGAUUAUCUGCACCUCAGGAAAAUGCAGAAAUGGCAACGGUAAUUAUAAUGUGUCUAUGGACAGUCAGAAUGGUGUAAAGGAAAAUACAACACAAUUUCCAACUAAACUUCUGCAACUACUGGAUGGUUUCAAGGCAUCGAAGGCUUUGUUUGUGUCCAGUAAGCUGAAAAUAUUUGAUCUUCUAAAAGAGAAGGGUGCCAUGAGCUCUGUGGAUGUUGCAAAUCAAGUUAAAGCCUCUGUGUGUGGCACAGAAAGACUACUGGAUGCCUGUACUGCACUUGGCCUACUGGAAAAAAACCAUCAAGGUUACAGCAAUGCAGAAUUGGCAAACUUAUAUCUGGUGUCAGAUAGUGAAUCUUCACUUUACAACUUUGUUCUCUAUUGUAAUGAUCGCUUGUGGCCUCUGUAUACACAUUUGGAAUUGGCAGUCAAAGAGGGGACUUCACAGAACCAUUGCACAUUAGGGAAGAAAGAAGAGGAUUUGUUUCAGGAUUUCUGCUAUCAAAGUACAGAGAUGAAGCAGCGUUUUAUGAGUGCUAUGCACAGCAUUGCCAAGGUGACAGCAAGAGAUGUUGCCUCAGCUUUUGAUCUUUCCCAGUUCAGAGUUGUAUGUGACUUAGGAGGCUGCACUGGAGCUCUAGCCUAUGAACUCGUUGAAAUCUACCCAGAGAUGAAAGUUACUGUAUUUGACCUUCCAGAUGUCGUUACAAAUGUCUCCAGCUUUCAGCCUUCAGGACAAAAUACAACUCAAGUAUUCUUCUCAUCAGGUGACUUCUUCAAAGAUAAUCUUCCAGAAGCAGAUCUUUACAUUCUUUCACGAGUUCUGCAUGACUGGUCUGAAGAAAAGAUUCAUACCCUUUUAAGCAAGCUAUCUGUUUGCAAGCCAGGGAGUGCGUUGCUAGUAGCAGAAACUGUGCUGGAUGAGAAGCGAACAUGUCCUGCUCGAGCGGUUCUACAGUCUCUCACCAUGACUGAAGGCAAGCAAAGGAGUGGUUUGGAAUACCAGCAGUUAUUGGAAAAAUAUGGAUUCACCAAUGUACAGAUUAAGAUAACAGGAAAUCUACUGGAUGUAAUUCUGUGCAUUAAGAAAAUGUCUACCCAUUAAAAUGAAUGAUAUUUGAAGCAAGCCAAUCCAUCAGCUAGAAUUAAUAUAAAUUUUUCUAUUUGUGACCUUCCAUGAAAGACUUUUGUGUAACAGGAUAAGCUGUGUGUAAAACCUUGUUCUGCUUCUGUUGAUUAAAAUAGCACUAAGAAAAUUA